This is a messenger RNA of Dentiscutata erythropus, 2396 nucleotides long. NCBI's taxonomy places the organism in Eukaryota, Fungi, Glomeromycota, Glomeromycetes, Diversisporales, Gigasporaceae. The record is from the annotation of a GenBank genome assembly.
CUAAAACUAGAGCUGCAAGAACGAUUGAUACUUUUGGUGAUAGCAAUGAUGACAUUAACGUCGCUAAUUAUGUGCCAAGAACCAUCAACGUAGUAGACUUUGCAGAGGCUAGAGCUUUCGAAAUUAAUGCAAUGAAUGAUGCUUUGGAACGUGCAAGACAAACAAGGAAUACUAAUGUGAUUCAAUAUCUCCCUCGUCAUCUCCGGCGACGAGCUGCAAGCCAUAAUGUUAAACGUCUACCGGCUCGUUUAAGAAAGCAAGCAGCUGAAGAGAUAGUAAAAUCUACCAAGAAACCGAACAGGCGCAAAAAAAGGCGUCCUGGAUCAUUGGCUGACGAAUAUAAGCGAAGACAAGGUACCAAAAGAUGGCUAGAAACUCAUAUCUGGCAUGCUAAGAGAAUGAAGAUGAUCGAAUUGUGGGGCCAUAAAUUGGCAGAAUAUCCAAAUGAGAAAAGUAUUAAAUCCUCUUAUAGAGCAAGUCAACAUCUUUCUAUUAUUCAUGAUGCUUCUUAUUUUGGAUGGAUUCAAAUAUCGGGCGAUCAAAAUGUUAUUAUCAAACUAUUAAAUAGCGUGACUGAUCCAUCCCUUCCUUCAAUUGGAAGUGAAAGAUAUUUAAAUGGGAAGCGGCAAUGUUCUACUUUUUUAUACCAUUACCUCAUGUAUCCAACUCAUGUUGUCGCGCCAAUAAACCUGAUAUGGAGACCAGCUUCCGUAAUUGACACAAGUGCAGAAAAUAAUAAAGUCACAAGGCAUGUGUUAAUAUGGGUUCAUGGAUGUGCUUUUGACGAAGUUUUUGAAACACUAGAGAUUGCUAUUGAGAAAAUGGAAUUACAAAGUGAAAUAUCCAUUUCAAACCUUCAAGAUGAAUUUUUGAUAUUUGAAUUAACGGGUCCGAGAUCAACUGCGUUAUUACAAGAAGUAUUAGAUAUUGCUGACGUUGCUUCUGGUUCCAAUACCGAGAGUUCAUUGGACAUAAAUACUAGCGUCAAUAUUGAUACCGAGAUUAGGGAGGUAAAGAAAACCUGCAUUAAUAGUGAAGCACAUAAGACUUGGGCUACGUUACGAGAUUUACGUAGUUCAGCGUCCUUACCACCAGGAGUUGUACUUGGACUAACUGUUUUUGAUCCACGAUUGCGUUUUCCAAAAAAAGUUCCACCACGCACUUCACAAAUUUCUCCGUCAUCAUCAACUGCGUUACAAAGAUUACUAUUAAGUUGGCCUAAUAAUGUUGCAAAUUGUGAUAUAUGGGAUGAGAAAUGUAGAAAUCAUUUGAAAACGAAUAAAAUUAAGGAUGGUCAAAGACUCAUUCCAACGCCUAUAGAUUCUUUGAUUCCAAUACUAUUAAUUCAACGAGAUGGUCUCAUUACCACGUCUAAUAAAUCGGAUAACGACGUUGACUCGAAGAGAGAUCUGAAAAAUAAUGUAGCAUCAUCAGAAUACAAUUGUGGAUGGAAUCUGAUUAUGCCAAGUGGGUGGGGAAUGGAUUUUUGGAAAAGUUUUGUGUUUGCUGGUGCUUGGGUUGGUGGAUUAAGAGAACGGCACUCUAAUCAUUUUGAAUCCGGCAUGCAAUGUUUUCCUUACGACUUUCCAAGUACGAGAUCAUAUAAUCUUUAUUCAAAACAACAAAAAGAGAAGCAUGAACAAGAAUAUUUAAAGAAACCGCCAGCUAAAAGAGUAAAUUAUAAAAAGUUACAAGUGAAUAGUCCUUUUGAACCUGGAUUUGAGGCAUUGAUGGGGAUAAAGCCAACGAAAGAUGGCAGUAAUAUUACUAGUGGUGAUGUAGAUAAGGAAAAAGAUGAUAUAAAAGAGACAAAAGAAAUUAUUGAAGGAGAUAUUGAUAAUAUGGAUGAAGGAAAAAUGACCGACGAUAAACCGUUGUCGAGAACACAAUAUAAUAAACUAGUUGCUGAACAGAAACUAUGGUUACUUCGAGGUGCAAAAAAUAUUAAACUUCUUCAAAGAUAUUGUUUAUCUACACAUCCCGAUAGUGUUGAAGGGCUUUGGGCAGAAUUACAGACGCAAAUUAAGGAAUCGUUUGCGAAACGUGGGAUUUCCUUAUUGCCAGAAGCUAGUGGUUGUUUUAGUUUGGAAAAAGCAUUAGUAAAUGUUAGAAUAAAUUUAUUGGCUAGAGGGUGUCCAAAAUGGAACGCUAUUAUUUAUAAAGUUGGAAACAAAAAUACUUAUCAAAAAUGGGAGAGAAAAAUAAGAAAAAGUGAUGAUUAUAAGGAAUAUUUAGACGACGAAAUAAAUGAUAAGGAGGUUCCAUGUGCAGAUGAUAUAAUCGGAUACAUAAUAACCGGUCAAUUUUCUUUUAGUCAAGGACAUGGAUUUGGAAUUGGAUGUUGUUCUGUUACCAAAUGUUUAGAAAUGAUCAAGUUUGAACGAAGGUAUAUUUAA